Molecule: messenger RNA, 1802 nt
Organism: Saccostrea echinata
Lineage: Eukaryota; Metazoa; Mollusca; Bivalvia; Ostreida; Ostreidae
Product: monocarboxylate transporter 11-like
Exons: 6
Coding region: 31-1590 (519 amino acids)
Biological process (GO): transmembrane transport; monocarboxylic acid transport
Molecular function (GO): monocarboxylic acid transmembrane transporter activity
Source: RefSeq, a predicted model, not a curated record
UCCGGGAACGGUGGUAAAUCCCACGGACAUAUGACAGACGAUGACUCCGGUACCUGGGCUCCUGACGGGGGCUACGGAUGGGUGGUGGUCGGUGGAAGCUUUCUCGCUCAUCUUGUCAUCGGAGGAUUUAUGCGAUCAGGAGGAGUAAUUUUUCUGGAACUACGAGAAAAAUUCAACGAAUCUGCAGCAGAUACGGCAUGGGUCAUAUCACUGGCAGUCACCGUUCGCAUGCUUUUUGGUCCAUUAGCCAGUGCCCUGUGCAAUCGAUUCUCCUGCCGUACCGUGGUAAUCAUUGGCGGUGUCUUAUUGUGUGUGGGCGUGUUGAUAAGUGGAUUUACACCAAACUUGGCAUUCUUAUUCUUCAGCUAUUCAUUAGUGGGAGGUAUUGGACGAGCCUUCAUUUACACGCCAGCGGUUAUAAUCGUUGCCCUGUACUUCGAGAGAAGACGGGGGACUGCGGCGGGGAUCGCUAACGCCGGAAUCGGCUCCGGAACAUUUUUGGUUCCACCUAUUGUUGAAAUUCUUUUCCAAAACUUUGGGUUUACCGGAGCUUUUAUCCUGUUAGCUGCUUUUGGAUUACAAUCCUGUGUUUCUGGCGCUUUAUUUCGACCUUUGGCUCUGCAAAACCGAAUUACAAAACGAAAACCAUAUGAAACAGAGAUUGAAAUCAAAGAACCAACUUUAUGUGAAGUUAAAAGCACUCAAGGAAACAACGGGUUUUCAUAUAACGGCGUAAAAUCUCCUCUGUUUCCAACGGUACGUGCAGACGAAAAUGAAGUCACCCGAAGUUUGCCAAACCUACUGCAAACGAACAAGAAGUUUCUAAGCACUUUAUCUGCAUCUCUUAUUUUGCAUGGAGCAAGCUCAGAAGUUAUAAACUUAACCGGAAGUGUACAACUAUACAAUGGAUCUCGAAAAUCGUUAAAUUCAAAAACGGUUGAUUCUGAAAAUGAAAUUAAGCAAUCUAGUGUUAGUGCAAGUCCAGUACUUCUCAAUCUGUCGCUUUUGCGGAAUAUUAAGUUUCUAAGUUUUUGUAUAGGAAUUUGUUUGUACACGCUGUCUUUCCAAGCCUUCUACGUAUUUCUGCCUCCUUUAGCCAUUCAAAAUGGUCAGUCUGACAUAGAGGCGGUCUAUGUUGUUUCCAUCGCAGGUGCUCUUGAAACGAUCGGAAGCAUCUCAUCCGGCAUUAUACUAGACUUACCAAUGAUCAAACCACACAGACUGCUGAUCUAUAACAUAGUUCUAUUUAUACUUGGUAUAUUAACGUUUAUCACACCAUUCCUGGGAGUGUUUGAAUGGCUUUCGUUUACUUGUGGAAUAUACGGGUUUCUGUUAGGCUCAGGACUUGCACAGAAAGCUACACUAGUGGUGGAUAUAUUAGGUGUGGAGCAUGUAGUUAGUUCCCUUGGAUUACUGGUGUGUUUCCAAGGCUUUGGGGUUUUAUUUGGCCCACCUCUGUCAGGUCUUUUAAAGGACUUUUACGGACUUUAUGGCCCCGGAUUCUACUGCAGUGGUGCGGCUAUGAUUGCUAGUGGGAUAGUCCAGGGUCUAGGCGGCAUAAUUCACCAUGUAUACCAACGAGAGAAAUAAAACUGUGAUAUAAAACAAUCACAUGUAACAACAGAGUAUGCCUCAUAUCCAUCACUGUAGCCAUUUCCCAUCACAGUACUACAAACGCAGGCUUGUGCCUUCUGUAUACUAAUAUUUCCUACACGAAACAAGGCCUCAGGCAAACAGUUUGGUUCUUGGGUCCGACAAAAUGCAUGUUGCCCUCGAACCCAGUCAAUAAAUGUAUAAUAUCA